Molecule: messenger RNA, 1716 nt
Organism: Lycium barbarum (goji berry)
Lineage: Eukaryota; Viridiplantae; Streptophyta; Magnoliopsida; Solanales; Solanaceae
Exons: 5
Coding region: 202-912 (236 amino acids)
Source: RefSeq, a predicted model, not a curated record
UUAAGACAACCGCCAAUAGCAUUUUUAAAUCCCAAAAAUCUGCUACUCUACAUCUCGGGCGAAUUCUUCAAUUGGAAACAAUGCUCACAUUUACAUGAAUUAUAUCCCCGGCCACUGCUUUGAAUAUAUAUUGUCGGACGAAAGGAAAUGAAAGAGUAUAAGUGAAAGCAUUAAAUGAGUUUGUUAUUAGUGAUUUAGAGAAUGGGGAAUGUGAUGACUGCAUUAUUAUCAGGUUUUGGUGAAAUUCUUGGCAAAUUGCUUGGUCAUCCACUUGAUUUUUUGUCUGGAAAGGCUUGUAGUUCAGUAUGUGCUCCAACAUGGGAUUUUCUAUGUUACAUAGAGAACUUUUGCAUCCCUCAACUGAUGAAAUCGGCCAUGGUUUCAAUCCUCUUAUACUUCGUUCUCUUAUUCCUCUACUUACUUUAUAAGUUGGGAAUUUGUCAGUGCAUAUGUCACAUACUGUGUAGAACUACUUGGGCUUGCUUCACCACUUGCUUCUCAGCCUUAGAUUGCUGUUGCUCUUGCCUUUGUUUCAAGCUUCAACAACUUCUUCUUACACCUAGACAUAAUAGAAGAAGUAGACAUCAAAAAGACAUUGAAAUAGCAGUGAAUAUUUCUAGCAAUUCUAGUGAAGCAGAAGGCUCUAUAAAAUUUGAUGAGACAAAGAGAAGAACAAGAAGAUCGAUGAGGGAACACAGGAAAGAGCAUAUGAGAAAGUCUUUGAGGCCAAAGAGUCAUAGAAUGCAAGUGGGAAUUUUUAAUGAUUCAAUCCACCACAAGAAGAAAAAGUUCAAAAAUGGGAAUAGUAAUCACUUUAGCCCUUUAGAUGCUCACAUUCGAGUGAGUAGAAGACCAAAAUUUGCACAAAAAGGAACAUUCAAGGGCUCAACACAUCCACGAAGGAGAACAUAAAGGGGUUCUUAGCUAUAUUGCUCGGACUCUUCAAAUAUCUCGUCAAGUGUGUGUCGGAUCCUAAAAUAGUGCAUUUUUUUAGGACUCGACACGGAUGUGAUAGCACUUUUAGAGAGUCCAAGCAACAUAGGUUCUCAGUCCUUUUGUCUUUUAAAUCUUGUAAAUUUUGAAGUGUUCUCCUAACAUGUAACUUAUGUACCUUAAUAGUGUAAAAAAAUGUUAUGUUAUAGGACAUUUUAUCUUGUUUUAACAAAAAAAGUCUUUGUAUUCCAAAUUACUGGUCCAAUUUUUUAUUGACGGUUAUACGUGCUAUCUUUUAUCAUUUUUUUGCGCGGAUUGCCCUUCUUUUGGGGUGGUCUUUAAUUUUUGCCCCUUAAAUUUGUGGGCUUUAAUAUUUGUCCUUCGUUUAACACCCAGAGGUCCUGAGUUCGAACCCAGGCUCAGUCAAAAAGAUAAAAAUAAAAUUGCAAGGUAUAAGUUGGGAUUCGCAAGGCAUAAGUUGGGCAUAAGUUGGGGUCCAACUUAUGCCUUGCAGAAAACUUUUACUCAAAAUUAGACCUUAAGGCAGAGAUUUGCAAAAUUCCAGCAAUUUUUUUUUUUUUUUUUUUUGCCUUAAGGCAGAGUUUGAAACCCAACUUAAGUUGGGGUCUAACAUUUUUUUUUUUUUUUAAAUUUUUGAUUGAGUGGAGAUUCGAAUCCGAAACCAAGGGGCUUUUAGCGAAGGGCAAAAAUUAAAGAUCACUGAUUUGAGGGGCAAAAAAUUAUAAACCACCCCCAACGAAGGACAAUCCUGCAAAUUUUCCA